Molecule: messenger RNA, 564 nt
Organism: Sorghum bicolor (sorghum)
Lineage: Eukaryota; Viridiplantae; Streptophyta; Magnoliopsida; Poales; Poaceae
Product: zinc finger protein 4
Exons: 1
Coding region: 1-564 (187 amino acids)
Molecular function (GO): DNA-binding transcription factor activity
Source: RefSeq, a predicted model, not a curated record
AUGGAGUCUUCUCGUGGCGCGGCUCUGCCUGCUUCUUCCGACGACGCAAGCGGCGGCGGCGGCGGCGAUGGCAAGCAGGGCGGCGCCCGGCUGUUCCCGUGCCUCUUCUGCAACAAGACGUUCCUCAAGUCGCAGGCGCUGGGCGGGCACCAGAACGCGCACAAGAAGGAGCGCGUGGUCGGCAACUUGAACCCCUACGGCAGCGCCUACGCCGCCGGGAUCGAGCUCGAGGCGCGCGCAGCCGGCGCCAGCGCGCUCGCCACAUUCGUGGCAGGCUCCCCGCAGUGCGCUGGCGUCGCGGUCCCAGGUCGCGCUCGCGGCGGCAGCAGGUCUCGGGAGGUGCCGCAAUGUGCUGUGGCUGCCGCGGCGAUGCGCUCGGAGAUGGGGAGGUGGAGCGGCCUGCAUGUGCCGGCGGGGCACCAGCUGGAGCGCGGCGACAGCGUGGUCGAUGUCGACGUGCUCAACUGGACCAGGUCCAGGAGUGCCCUGGCGCUGCCGGAGGAGGAGGAGGCCUCCAUCUCCAAGGGGACGACGGAAGAGCCCGACCUCGAGCUGAGGCUCUAG